Messenger RNA from Enterobius vermicularis (human pinworm), 1470 nucleotides. The record is from the annotation of a GenBank genome assembly. Lineage: Eukaryota; Metazoa; Nematoda; Chromadorea; Rhabditida; Oxyuridae.
AUGAACGGAGAUGCAAAACCAGACAAUGGAGUCGGUUCAGUGGAACGGACUCAUUACACUGGAAAAUGUAUGCUUACAGAUCCAGUAUCAGUAGCGGAUUCCCAAGUUUAUGAGAUCAUGAAAAAUACUGAAGUAUUUAAGGAAAAGAAGCGACAAAGACGAGGCCUUGAAUUGAUCGCCAGUGAAAACUUUACAACGAAAGCAGUAUAUGAUGCUUUGGGUUCAGCAAUGUCGAAUAAAUAUUCUGAAGGGUAUCCUGGCGCUAGGUAUUAUGGAGGUAACAUGUUUACUGACCAAAUGGAAAGGUUGUGCCAAAAACGAGCUUUGAAGGUAUUCGGACUGAACCCUGAGAAAUGGGGAGUGAAUGUUCAAGCGCUUUCUGGCGCUCCAGCAAAUUUCGCUGUGUACACAGCUAUCGCGGAACCUAAUGGUCGCAUAAUGGGAUUAGAUUUACCUGAUGGUGGACAUCUUAGUCACGGAUUUUCAACUCCACAACGGAAAGUUUCUGCUACUUCAAUGUUCUUCCAGUCUAUGCCAUACAAAGUGAACCCACAAAGUGGAUUAAUUGAUUAUGAUGCUCUAGAACAGAGUGCAGUGCUUUUCAGACCGAAGAUCAUAAUUGCAGGAGUUAGCUGUUAUGCGCGUCACUUGGACUACUCGCGUUUCCGAAAAAUUGCUGAUAAGUGUGGCGCGUAUCUGAUGGCAGAUAUGGCCCAUAUUUCUGGUCUUGUAGCUGCAGGUGUUGUGCCGUCACCAUUUGAAUAUGCGGACAUUGUUACCACAACAACCCACAAAUCACUGAGAGGUCCUAGAGGCGCUCUGAUAUUUUACAGAAAAGGCGUAAGGUCAGUUAACAAAAAAGGAGAGAAAGUAAUGUUUGAUUUGGAGUCAAAAAUAGAUUCAUCUGUUUUCCCAGGUCUACAGGGAGGCCCGCACAAUCACACUAUUUCAGGAAUCACAGUGGCACUUGGACAGUGUCUCACUGAGGAAUUCGUUUCAUAUUCAAAGCAAGUCUUAGCUAACGCACAGGCUUUGUCUGGGAGGUUGCUCGAACUGGGCUACAAAUUAGCAACAGGCGGUACCGAAAACCAUCUUUGUCUGGUUGAUUUGCGGCCUAAUGGUCUAGAUGGAGCGAAAGCUGAGCAUGUACUUGAUUUGGCUUCUAUUACUUGCAAUAAAAACACAUGCCCUGGAGAUGCUAGCGCUUUGAGGCCUGGCGGAAUCCGCCUGGGUACUCCAGCUUUAACAUCUCGUGGUUUGAAAGAAGAUGAUUUUGUUAAAGUGGCAGAUUACAUCCACGAAGGUAUUAAAAUCCUCUUGAAGUACCUGCCGCAAACUGGUAAAACGAUAAAGGAUUUGAAAGAAUUUACUGCGAAAGAUGAAGCUUUUAAAAGGGAAAUUGAGGAUUUAAGAAAAGAAGUUGAAGAAUUCUCUUCUCACUUUAGCAUUCCUGGAAAUGAGGAAAUCUAG